This is a messenger RNA of Rotaria sp. Silwood1, 798 nucleotides long. The record is from the annotation of a GenBank genome assembly. Lineage: Eukaryota; Metazoa; Rotifera; Eurotatoria; Philodinida; Philodinidae.
AUGCAUUCAUCAACGUUUUUUCGUGAUGGUUUGAAGACUUCACCAUUUGUUUCAUUGAUGAGCAAACAUACGUUUGAUGAACCGAAAUCUCCACCAAGCCCUUUAUCACCUGGACAACAAAAACGUGUUCGUUUUCUUGUUGAUAAUAAUAAUGAUCUAUCGAUUGAUGAACAUCAAUCAUCGAUUUUAUUUCGACAAGGAAAUAUCGGAGGACGUACUGGUAAUAUUAGUGGGUUUGAUGAAAUGGAAAACAGUCGUCGAAUAACAUCAAAUUUACUCUUUGGUAAUACUAGUUCUUCAUAUGAUUUUGGAUUAAUGACACAAACAGCUGGGAUGGACCAACCAAUAGGCAAUUCUAAUGUUACAAAUGAUAACUUUACUUUUAUUCAGGCAACUCAACGAACAAAUCUUGCUAAUGAAAGUGGAAAUGACGGAACAUGGUUGACUGUAUUUGGCUAUCGUACGAAUACUGAUGCUCGAACAUUGAUCGACGAAUUUAGCCGUUUUGGAAUAAUAGAAAAAUAUGUGGUAGGAGUAGUUUGUUCCUGUUUUAUUUACUAUUUAUCGAUUCAGAUCGUUGAUACAUCGAAUAUAUUUCAUGUUAAAUUUGCAACUCGUCUUCAAGCUCAACGUGCUCUGAGAAAACAUGGACAUGUUUUUGGUCAAAUAAUGAUUGGUGAUAUUAUUGGACUUAAACCACAAAGUAAUGUUAAUGUUUAUCUUGAAAAUCCUUUUCUUAUACGAAAUCGACAUCGUCUAGGAAUUUUACCAUCUGCACCACUGACAGUUCAAAAUUGA